AUCCCUGAAAUAAAUAUAGCAUGGCAGAGUCGCAAACACCUCUCGCAGCUGAAAAGGAUCCUCUUGCCCGGCGGGAACUAUAUAAAUUUAGUCCAGAAGAACUCAGAGUCUUGAAAGAGUGCAAUUAUGAGAGUUUCUACUUCAGGAGCUUGCCAAUGGGCACUGCACUUGGAGCGCUUGCCUAUUAUGGAGUCAAAUCAGGAUACUUGAAGGGUAGCACCAAGUGGGGCCCUUGGCCUAAAAUCCUGCUAGGUGCAUCAUUUGGGUAUUUUGCAGGGAAAUUGUCUUAUCAAACAAAAUGUGCUGAGAAGCUGAUGACCCUUCCAAAUAGUCCUCUGGCUGAGGCACUACGACAAAGAAGAGGAAAAAACAAAGGAGGUUUUCAAGAAGCGUUUACUUCUGAACCCAUAAACCUUGGACCGUCCCCGCUGUCUUCCGAUACAGAUAGCGGAAGCCAUUCAGACUAUCUACAAGAGCUAAGAAGUGAGGAUCGAUCUUACGAUGCUCCGCCGACAGCUGUUGGGCUUAAUGAUUCCUUUCGACCAUCGAUGGACUCUUUUAUUGUGUCGGAACAGCCUCUGCCUUCUCCAACUCAGCAUUCUUCGUCGUAUGAUGAGCUUCGUAAGAAAAAUCGAGAAGAAUUCGAACAAAAGAGGAUGGAUGCUUACAAGAAGACGGAUGGAUUCAGAACAAAUCCAAAUAUUGCACCGCAGCCCUCUCCGGGUUACGGCACGUCAGGUGUCUCAUCACGAGCUCACCCUUCAGACAAGAAAAAUGCUUAUGGCGAUGUCUGGGAGGAGUGAACUGAACUGAAAUCGGAUCAGCUGUAGGGUAUAGAAAUUCACUUCAAUCGUUACUAUAUUUUUGCUUAAGUUGUAUUCCUCAUAAUCGGAACCCUCUUGGUAUUUCAGUCUUAAAAUUAUAGAGUCUACGAGCACAA
This is a messenger RNA of Daphnia carinata, 940 nucleotides long. It is a transcript of the gene asrij, whose product is annotated as OCIA domain-containing protein 1-like. Gene Ontology annotation, cellular component: endosome. Lineage: Eukaryota; Metazoa; Arthropoda; Branchiopoda; Diplostraca; Daphniidae. The record is from RefSeq and is a predicted model, not a curated record. The transcript is spliced from 4 exons. The coding region runs from base 21 to 803 and encodes 260 amino acids.